This is a messenger RNA of Drosophila guanche, 1295 nucleotides long. Its product is annotated as probable 3-hydroxyisobutyrate dehydrogenase, mitochondrial. Gene Ontology annotation, molecular function: 3-hydroxyisobutyrate dehydrogenase activity; NAD binding; NADP binding. The record is from RefSeq and is a predicted model, not a curated record. The transcript has 2 exons. Gene Ontology annotation, biological process: L-valine catabolic process. Gene Ontology annotation, cellular component: mitochondrion. NCBI's taxonomy places the organism in Eukaryota, Metazoa, Arthropoda, Insecta, Diptera, Drosophilidae. Bases 125 to 1099 code for a protein of 324 amino acids.
GAAUUACGUGACUCGAUGGCGCUGCGGCUGAUGGCGGCCAGAACAGUGUGCUUUUGGUGGUCCGAUCGAUCGUUCACAGUUUUAGUUGUACCUUCCAGACAGAUUUAUUUUGCUACAGCCAGCCAUGUCGCUUCGUGUGGUGUCCCCUUCCCUGCUGAAUGCCUGGAGCCAGACUCUGGUGCGUGCCAUGUCCACCCAGGGCGGCAGCAAGAACAUCGGCUUCGUGGGCCUCGGCAACAUGGGUGCCAACAUGGCAAGCAACCUGAUCAAGGCAGGCCACAAGCUGCAUGUGUUCGACAUUUCGAAGCCAGCCUGCCAAGGACUGGCGGCCAAGGGAGCCACUGUCUACACCAAGACCUCGGAGCUGGCCCAGAACUCUGACUUUGUCAUCACCAUGCUGCCCAACAACGCCAUUGUGGAGAAAUCGUACGAGGAGAUGACUGCCGAUGGCGUCAACAAGGACACCAUCUUCAUCGACUCCUCCACCAUUUCCCCGGAGCUGGUGAAGGCUCUGCAGAAGCGCAUCACCGACAAGGGAGCCCGUUUCAUCGAUGCCCCCGUCUCCGGAGGUGUUCCCGGCGCCGAGCAGGCCACUCUCACCUUCAUGGUGGGCGGCACCGAUGCCGAGUACAACGCCGUCAAGGCUGUGCUGGAGUGCAUGGGCAAGCGCAUCACCCACUGCGGCGUCUACGGCAUGGGACAGGCCGCCAAGCUGUGCAACAACAUGAUGCUCGCCAUCUCCAUGAUUGGCGUGUCCGAGGCGAUGAAUCUGGCCGUGCGCCAGGGCCUCGAUGCCAAGGUUUUCGCCGAGAUUAUCAACUCGUCCACUGGCCGCUGUUGGGCCUCUGAGAUCUACAACCCAGUGCCCGGCAUUUGCCCCACUGCCCCUGCCAACAAAGACUAUGCCGGAGGUUUCUCCUCCGCUCUGAUCACCAAGGAUCUGGGUCUGGCCUCCGGAGUGGCCAACAGCUCGAACACACCCAUUCCACUGGGUUCGCUGGCCCACAAGAUCUACACCUCGCUGUGCACCCAGGGUCUGGGCAACAAGGACUUCUCCGUGGUGUACGACCAAAUGAAGAAGGAGAAGUUCAGCGUUUAAGUUACUUAAGAGACUCUAACUAGAUAGCGAUGAUGAAUCCGUAUCCAACACACACACCAGUCAUGCAUUUAUUUAGCACUAAGCUAGUGCGGUCCUAGGGCUUCCCUAUUUCCAAUUACGACUGUGCAAUUACUUUUUCAGUGUAUUCGCGUAAAUAUGUACAUAUAUUAAAGAUGUAUUCGUUUAUCGUAUUGUA